CUGUCAUUAUCCCGUAUGUUCAGUAGGUUGACUGCCAUUGCUGCACCUACAUUGCUGGUCUACAAAAGAAACCGUUGGAGAGCAUUUUUCUUGGUUAUUUUACCAUCUAGACUUCACAAAAUGGCAGAGGCCAGUCGCAAAAGCCCAGAAUUUCGUCUCUAUCUCAAACUGAAACCGGAGCAGUGGCCAAUUGUCUACCAUCCGACCUACAAUAUCGGUUUUCUCGGGCUUGAGAAGCUGCAUCCGUUCGAUAGCAAAAAGUGGGGAAAUGUAUUUCGCCACCUGCAAGCGAGUGAGAUGCUCAAAUCAGAUAGCGACACCAUCGAGCCUUUAGAGGCGAGCGACGAAGAACUGCUGUCUGUACACACAGAGAGAUACUUGGGCAGUCUCAGGUGGAGUAUCAAUGUGGCCAAAGUGACUGAGGUCCCUCUGGUUGCGCUGAUACCCAACUUUCUAGUACAACGCCGGGUACUGAAACCGCUCCGGUUGCAGACUGGAGGGACAAUCCUUGCUGCCAAGCUGGCACUGGAACGAGGCUGGGCGAUUAAUAUCGGUGGUGGAUUCCAUCACUGUCACAGUGACCAGGGUGGUGGCUUCUGCGCAUACGCAGACAUUACAUUGGCCAUCAAGUUUGCGUUUAACAAAUGUGAUGGCGUGGAGAGAGCUAUGAUCAUCGAUUUGGAUGCACAUCAGGGAAACGGGCACGAGCGGGAUUUCAUGGGUAACAGCAACGUGUACAUCCUGGAUGUUUAUAAUUCUGGGAUCUAUCCAAUGGAUAUACACGCAAAAAAGGCGAUCACACGAAAAGUGGAGCUGAGACAUGGCACAAAAGAUGACGAGUACUUACAAAAGGUUGAACAUCAUGUCGAAGAAGCAUUGAAUGAGUUUAAUCCACAUUUUAUUGUAUUCAAUGCCGGCACGGACAUACUGGAAGGCGACCCAUUAGGAAAUCUGAGUAUCACUGCUUCGGGUAUCAUAAAACGUGAUGAGAUUGUCUUCCAAGCUGCUUGUGACCAUAACAUUCCAAUAAUCAUGGUAACAUCCGGUGGAUACCAGCAAUGCACAGCUCAAGUAAUCGCAAACUCCAUUUUGAAUCUCAACAAAAAGGGUCUCAUCCCACGAUCACAGCCAGGAAUAACAGAAGUACGAUUACCUAUUGUCACAUCUGACAAAUAAUUUAUCAUGUUAUGGUGCUUUGUAUGCAUCGCUUAAUACUGAAAGAUGUGUAGCUAAUUUGUUCACAAGGGAUGCAGUCAAUGUGUUCCUAUAUGGCAUCGCAGCUGUGUAAUUGAAAUUGAGAGACUGGAUGGCUCCCUUGCAGUGCUAACAGAAAGUUCAUGUAAAUUUGUAUGUCCUCUUGUAGAAAUUGCACUUUCUGCAUUGCAUCGAUAAUAGGGAUAACGA
Corticium candelabrum is the source of this 1404-nucleotide messenger RNA. Its product is annotated as histone deacetylase 11-like. Gene Ontology annotation, molecular function: histone deacetylase activity. Gene Ontology annotation, cellular component: histone deacetylase complex. The transcript has 2 exons. The record is from RefSeq and is a predicted model, not a curated record. NCBI's taxonomy places the organism in Eukaryota, Metazoa, Porifera, Homoscleromorpha, Homosclerophorida, Plakinidae. Bases 16 to 1176 code for a protein of 386 amino acids.